Ixodes scapularis (black-legged tick) is the source of this 1074-nucleotide messenger RNA. RefSeq lists its product as uncharacterized. The record is from RefSeq and is a predicted model, not a curated record. Bases 1 to 1074 code for a protein of 357 amino acids. Gene Ontology annotation, molecular function: nucleic acid binding. Lineage: Eukaryota; Metazoa; Arthropoda; Arachnida; Ixodida; Ixodidae. The transcript is spliced from 2 exons.
AUGGCGACUCCAACAACUCUGGCUGAUCGGUCUGUGAUGUCAGCACUCUUUCCUGAAGACGUUUCCCCUCGGGUGUACUACAAACGUCACGCAAGUGGAUAUGUCCUGUCGAGCCAGACAAGGCAGUGUGUUUUGAACGUUUAUUCUUGGAUGCGGCGGCAGUACCAAGAAAAAAAUGUGGUGGAAGUCGUCAACCUGACUGCCGCCGCAAUGGGGAUCAGUGUUGGCUCGGUCUGCGAGAUCAAGCAUGGCUUCAAACGUGCCAACGGAGCUGUAAAAUCUCCUUCAAAGAAGCGCCCGAAAUUCGCUGAGAAAAGGAAGAGGAUUUCAAAUCACUACGCGUGCACUUUGACGGCCGUGAGAAGCUGCCUGCACAAUUUCUUCCGUCGGGGGGAGAUUCCAACGUUGAAGAAAAUCGCCGCUCGUCUCCAAGAAGACGACGUGCUGCCGUCCUGUUCCGGGUCUAUCCUGUAUCGCCUGCUGAAGGACAUGAGUUUCCAGGAACAGAAACGGGAUCGCAACUCCUUCCUAAUUGAGAGAGAGGACAUCGUCGAGUGGGAGGCGGCGGUAUUUGAGGGCAGUCGGAAAGCACAGAGCCCAGAAAUGCAAGAUCUACUUCCAGGACGAGACUUGGGUGAAGGAGUGAUUGUCACCCACGCAGGUAGUGACACUGGCUUCGUGUCUGGCUGCCUGGACGUGUUCCGUGGGAAGAAAAAGGGGGACUACCACGAUGAAAUGGACUCCAACAGGUUAGAAGCAUGGUUUCUUCAUCUGCUGGACCACAUCGAGCCUAAGAGCGUAAUUGUUAUAGACAACGCGCCAUACCACAGCAGAAAGGCUGAAGCAGUUCCCACAACUGCAACAAAGAAGGGCGAGAUCCAGCAGUGGCUCUCUUCCAAGAACCUAUACUGGACUGCCACAAUGAAAAAAAAAAAAGACCUUCUGAGCAUCGUGGCAACGGUGAAGGAUCGCUACACAAAGUACAAAGUUGACGUCAUGGCUACGGACGCCGGACACACAGUUUUGAGGCUCCCACCAUACCAUUGCGAACUAAACCCCAUAGAGUUGAUAUGA